Molecule: messenger RNA, 1477 nt
Organism: Penaeus monodon (black tiger shrimp)
Lineage: Eukaryota; Metazoa; Arthropoda; Malacostraca; Decapoda; Penaeidae
Source: RefSeq, a predicted model, not a curated record
CGUGUAGUUUUCAUAAAAUAGAUCAGUUAAUUUUCAAUUUUGUUUGAGUUAUAUCUGAUUCUGACUCACCCGAAGCAAAAAUCUCGUUUCAUUUCGAUUAUUUUGUCUUUAUUUGUGAUUUGAAGUUGAAAUGUCAGUGCACUAAAAAAAAAUGCUCAGAAUUUCACCUUGAAUCGAAACUCAUGAGAAAUGAAGAGGGAACAACAGGAGAUUAAAAGAAAGACAUUCAGUUAAACAAGCAAUACAUACCAUGAAGUGAGCGAAUCUCCACCGAGAGAAAUCAUACAACGAAGAAAUUAAGACACCCUUCCUCUCAGCCAACAAAACGCCCAUUGUUUUCUGGAGUCGAUACCCAGGACCUAUCCCACCAUAGCUCAAGCAGCGAGGCACCCGUGCCACGCCUCCGGCUGGCACCGCGCCCACGGUCAUACCACAAGGAAGGCGUGGGCGGCUUGGAGUGGCACGAUGGACAACGUGUGCAACUUGGAGUGCUGGUGCCACGUGCCAACGAGGGGGAGGAGCAAACCCCCGUGCUAUCUGUGCGUCAUGGAGAAUUGCUCAAUGUCAUACAAGGCGUCGGACCCCCCCUCGGCGUCUGCCCCACAGGCGCCUUCUGCCGCCCCCCCGCCCGCACCGUCGGCCCCUCCCCUCACCACGGCGGCGCCCUCGAUGCGUGACGCGGACGCCGGGGCCUCCGACGCGUCCGUCCUGUCGCGGAUUCCGUACGGCUGGCAGUUCAGCUUCCAGGUGGCUCCCAACGGCGAGGAGCUCGAGAGCCAUGGCAGCUUCAGCUCGAAGCUUCCGCGGAGAAGACACGGCGAGUUCACCAACGGCAUCGCUGACGAGUAACCUCCAGGACGACCCCGAGCGCCUGGAGGACAGCGCGCGGAUGGACCGCCUCGGGAGCCCCAACAGAGCCUUCAGGGACAUGUGCCGGAGGAGGGACGCCAACAGGCAGAACUGGAAGCUGGGGAUCCGGUCGCACUCCGCCCCCGAGGAGGCCGAGUGCCACGCCUCCACCUACUCGCUCUCGAGGCUGGACUCGCCGGCGCAGGAGCGGGAGUACCAAAACAUCAACAAGAUCCACCGGCGCGACACCUCCAUGGAGGCCGCCCGGAGGUACCUCCAGAGCGACGAGAACCUCUGGAGGACGUGGAGGUGCGGCCCGGCCUGGGGGCGGAGGUCGAGGGGGAGCACCAACCCCCUCCUGCACCACCUGAGUCCCGGCGUGAGGGGCAGGGUCCGGAGGCCCAGAAGUAUAGGUGCUAGCGGGGAGCUGUACGGCAAGCUGGCCGUGUUCGAGCCCCACAGGUAACUCUCCCGGGAGAAGCCCUUCGCGGCGGCCACUCGUCUCCCGUCGCCCUUCCACGCUCCAUCCUCUAUUUAUACGUCUCCCUCGCUCUCUCCUGUUUUCCCUCUCCCUUUCUUUCCUUAUUUUUCCCACCUCCCUUUUCCUCGCCCUAUUUAAACCAUGCAA